Entrophospora sp. SA101 is the source of this 453-nucleotide messenger RNA. NCBI's taxonomy places the organism in Eukaryota, Fungi, Glomeromycota, Glomeromycetes, Entrophosporales, Entrophosporaceae. The record is from the annotation of a GenBank genome assembly.
AUGUCAACUGAAAGAGCUCAAAAAAAACAUGCAUGUCCCGAAGAUGAUGACUAUAUUGAUAUAGGAAAGCCUAAACAACCUAGUUUAGAUGGUAUUUUAGAGUUGGAGCAUACUAAUACCAUUCGUACUUUGCGUGUGUAUAUGCGAUUACUACUUGGAUUACAACGUGCUCGAUCUGUUGCUUUAACAGAAGAUGAUGAUAUUGUUGUGAUGCAAAAUACAAAAUAUGAGUCACAAGACCCCUCUCUACUUAUAACUUAUAGACGUAUAGCAAUUAAAGACAAAAUUCGUUUACACACACCAACUCAAUUACUGGAUAAAUCUGUUUAUCGUAGUCCUAAAAACAUAAUAGUGUUAAAGACGAUGGUUUAUAAAGUAGAUACAAUGAAUAAUGCUAACAAAAGUUGGAAAUUCGGAAAUGCGAUUUAUGAAUAUGAGAUUGUCACUAAAUAA